This is a messenger RNA of Ictalurus furcatus (blue catfish), 2326 nucleotides long. It is a transcript of the gene fbxl14a, whose product is annotated as F-box and leucine-rich repeat protein 14a. NCBI's taxonomy places the organism in Eukaryota, Metazoa, Chordata, Actinopteri, Siluriformes, Ictaluridae. The record is from RefSeq and is a predicted model, not a curated record. Gene Ontology annotation, biological process: SCF-dependent proteasomal ubiquitin-dependent protein catabolic process. Gene Ontology annotation, cellular component: SCF ubiquitin ligase complex. Bases 669 to 1871 code for a protein of 400 amino acids. Gene Ontology annotation, molecular function: protein binding. The transcript has a single exon.
AUAAAAUCCGUAAGGUUUUUUUUUUUUUAAAAAAAAAAAAGGCCACCGGAAGUGAGGUAGUAUAGGCCGAAUCCCAAAUGACUCCCUAUUGAAGAACAAGUGCACUACGUAGCGCAUGGGAUCUAUUAUUUCAUACUCGAUGUAGUGCAGUAGUGUAGGCUUUGUGUACCGAUUUGAAUAAGCGCUCAUUGGAAUAGCUGUGAAGUAUCGGUGUUAAUUCCGCAUUGCCUAAAAAAAAUAUUUUUUAAAAUGUGGAGUUAAAUUCUGAGGGUGAACAUGUCAUUGGACGUUUGGUGCAACAGAAGAACUGUUUUAUGAUUUAAAAAACCACAAGUUGGACUUUAGUAAACAAAGACUCGGUCAUACAAAAGCGGUGUGUAUAACGAAUGUUAAUGCUAGCUUGUUUGUGUUCGUUUAGCCUGAGAGACUACCAGAGACGGUAUACACACAAGAAAUCAAAAUAACAGUCUCGCUUAUAAUCUCGCGAUAGUUAAUCAUUUUCGCAGCCGCUGCGAAAGAGUGUGUGUUUCUUGAUCUUUAAGUUUUUCCAGAAGGAGCUGACUGAUUUAGCGACAUUUUAAAUGCUAGCUGGCUAGCUAGUUUAGCUUAGCCUGUUGGCUAAUCUCGGCGAGACGGUGUAGACCCGGAGUUUGGCGGAGAGCGGUGAGAUGGAGACUCACGUCUCAAGCCUUUUCCCGGAGAUUUUAGCCAUGAUCUUCAGUUACCUGGACGUUAAAGGUAAAGGCAGGGUUGCGCAGGUGUGUGUGGCCUGGAGAGACGCGACCUACCACAAAUCAGUGUGGAGAGGAGUCGAAGCCAAACUCCAUCUCAGGAGAGCAAACCCGUCGUUAUUCCCCAGCCUUCAGAGCCGAGGGAUUAAGAAAGUGCAGAUCCUGAGUCUCAGACGCAGCCUUAGCUAUGUGAUUCAGGGCAUGCCGAACAUCGAGAGCCUUAACCUGAGCGGAUGCUACAAUUUGACAGACAACGGACUCGGCCAUGCAUUUGUGCAGGACAUUCCUUGCCUGAGGAUCCUCAAUCUCAGCCUGUGUAAGCAGAUCACAGACUCCAGCCUUGGGCGAAUUGCACAGUACCUAAAGAACUUGGAGUUUAUGGAGCUUGGUGGGUGCAGUAACAUCACCAACACUGGCUUGCUCCUUAUCGCAUGGGGCUUGCACAGGCUCAAGAGCCUGAAUCUACGCAGCUGCAGGCAUGUCUCCGACGUGGGCAUCGGCCACCUGGCUGGCAUGACGCGCAGCGCCGCUGAAGGUUGCCUCGGUUUGGAGCAUCUCACUCUGCAGGACUGUCAGAAACUGACCGACUUGUCGCUCAAGCACAUCUCCAAGGGCCUGAGCAAGCUCAAAGUCCUGAACCUGAGCUUCUGCGGCGGCAUUUCAGAUGCCGGGAUGAUUCACCUGUCGCACAUGACUCAGCUGUGGAGUCUGAACCUGCGCUCGUGUGACAACAUCAGCGACACUGGGAUCAUGCACCUCUCCAUGGGCUCGCUCCGUCUGUUCGGGUUAGACGUGUCGUUCUGCGACAAAGUGGGAGACCAGAGCUUGGCCUACAUCGCCCAGGGACUUUAUCAGCUCAAGUCGCUGUCGCUGUGCUCAUGUCACAUCAGUGACGAUGGAAUCAACAGGAUGGUGCGGCAGAUGCACAAGCUGAAGACGCUGAACAUUGGUCAGUGCGUGCGCAUCACAGACAAGGGCCUGGAGCUCAUCGCAGACCACCUGACUCAGCUGACCGGCAUUGACCUGUAUGGCUGCACCAAAAUCACCAAACGGGGACUGGAGCGGAUAACCCAGCUCCCCUGCCUUAAAGUGUUGAACUUAGGGCUUUGGGAGAUGACUGAGGGUGAAAGGGUUAGGUGAUACCUGACCAGGCAUCACAACAUACACUCUAUACUACCUCAUUCAACAUUGUCACCAUGUUUUUGUUUUUAUUUGAUAAGCAAUGUGAAGGAACUUUUUAAUUAGUUUAGUGUUAUGCAGUAAGAACACUGAACACCCUUUGGUUAUAUUGUUUAAUAGUAUAUAUUUCUUAAAUGCCUUUUUUAUUAGUAAGUGGAUAGUUGAAUUAUUUUAGGGUGUCUUGCAGCGCUGUUCUUUAAAAUAAUAAUAAUAAUAAUAAUAAUAAUAAUAAUAAUUCUCUCACUCUCAGUUAGAUUAUACUGAAUGCCUUAAAGUAUUACUUUUUAUGUCUUGGGAACUCUAGUACUGCUCUUAUAAUUAAAUAUGGAUCAGUGUUUAAAGUAAACAGUUUUUCUAUGCUUCUGACAGAAAAGUGUAACAUCCUCCUUAGAAAGAUGAACAUAUGCAAUUUAAAA